Austrofundulus limnaeus is the source of this 10246-nucleotide messenger RNA. RefSeq names its product sodium channel protein type 8 subunit alpha. Gene Ontology annotation, cellular component: voltage-gated sodium channel complex; plasma membrane. NCBI's taxonomy places the organism in Eukaryota, Metazoa, Chordata, Actinopteri, Cyprinodontiformes, Rivulidae. Gene Ontology annotation, biological process: membrane depolarization during action potential; neuronal action potential; sodium ion transmembrane transport. Gene Ontology annotation, molecular function: voltage-gated sodium channel activity. The record is from RefSeq and is a predicted model, not a curated record.
AAACAAAAAGAUAAAUAAAAAAACAGGAAAACAAUCAGCAGUGACACAACUAUAGUUCAACCAUUAUAAAAACAUUAUAAUGAAUGUUUCUUAUUAUAAAUAGUCUGAGCAUCAUCCUGCAGUGGCCUCAGACCGAAUGAAACCAAACUCAGGACCAAGGCGUGUCCUCUCAGCAUCACUGCUCUCCAUCCCUCCAGGCUCUGAAAACGGGUCUCCUUUAGGGGCUGCAGGCCUCGGUGACCUUUAGGAUCGUAGGAAACGCCGACACUCCCUCCACAUCCUGCUGAGAGUCAUCAAUUAUGCAGGGAAGCUGCUGCUGCUGCUGCUGCUGCUGCUGCUGCUGAGGGGGAAGAGAGCAGCAACAAUAUGGCGACAACCGCAGUUUCUCCCCGAGCUCUCCCGCAUCUGCAGUCCUGCCGCGGCUCUCCGGAUCCACUGUAACCCUCUCAAAAGCUCCUACUGUGAACGGUCCAAACCUCAUGACCWAGUAGCUGCAGGAUGAAAACAUGGCUGCACCCCUUCUCGCACCGCCAGGACCUGAUAGCUUCAGGAAGUUUACGAGGGAGUCUUUGGAGGUCCUUGAGCAGCGCCUCAAAGAGGAGAAGAACAAGAAGCCGCCCAAGCAGGACAGCAGCUACCGCGACGACGAUGACGAGAACAAGCCCAAACCCAACAGCGACUUGGAGGCCGGGAAGAGCCUGCCCUACAUCUACGGGGACGUCCCUAAAGGAAUGGUGACGGUACCCCUGGAGGAUCUGGAUCCAUUCUACCUGAAUUCUCAGAAAACAUUUAUAGUGCUAAACAGAGGGAAGACAAUCUUCCGUUUUAGUGCCACACCUGCCUUGUACUUCAUAAGUCCUUUCAAUCCGGUUAGGCAAAUAGCUAUUAAAAUUUUGAUACAUUCUCUUUUCAGCAUGAUCAUCAUGUGUACUAUUUUGACCAACUGUAUAUUCAUGACCUUUAGUGAUCCUCCCGAGUGGUCAAAACAAGUAGAGUACACAUUCACAGGAAUUUAUACGUUUGAAUCUCUUGUAAAAAUCACAGCUCGAGGGUUCUGUAUAGACAAUUUCACAUUCCUAAGAGAUCCAUGGAACUGGCUGGAUUUCAUGGUCAUUUCGAUGGCGUAUAUAACAGAGUUUGUAAACCUAGGCAAUGUCUCAGCUCUGCGCACGUUCAGGGUGUUGAGGGCAUUGAAAACUAUUUCUGUAAUUCCAGGCCUGAAGACCAUUGUGGGUGCCCUGAUCCAGUCUGUGAAGAAGCUCUCAGAUGUGAUGAUCCUGACCGUCUUCUGCUUGAGCGUCUUUGCCCUGAUCGGUCUCCAGCUCUUCAUGGGCAAUCUGCGACAAAAGUGCGUGAUCUGGCCAAUCAACCUUAACGAGACUUACCUGAACAACGGCAGCAAGGGCUUUGACUGGGAGGAGUACAUCAACAAUGAUACCAAUUUCUACAUCCUGCAUGGCCAGUUGGAUGCUCUGCUYUGCGGGAACAGCUCUGACUCUGGCCGCUGCCCGGAGGGCUACACGUGCAUGAAAGCUGGCAGGAAUCCAAACUACGGCUACACCAGCUUUGACAGCUUCGGCUGGGCCUUCCUGGCCCUCUUCCGACUCAUGACGCAGGACUUCUGGGAAAACCUUUACAUGCUGACCCUGAGGGCAGCAGGGAAAACCUACAUGAUCUUCUUCGUCUUGGUGAUCUUUGUGGGCUCGUUCUACCUGGUGAAUCUGAUUCUGGCUGUGGUCGCCAUGGCAUAUGAGGAGCAGAACCAGGCCACCAUGGAGGAGGCUGCGCAGAAGGAGGAAGAAUUCAAGGCCAUGUUGGAGCAGCUGAAGAAACAGCAGGAGGAGCAGACUGCUCCCCCUGCGACCUCCGCCGGCACAGUGUCAGAGGAUGCAGUGGAGGAUGAUGGAGGAGGGCGUCUGUCCGUCAGCUCCUCUGAGAUGUCAAAGCUCAGCUCGAAAAGUGCCAAAGAGCGCCGCAAUCGCAAGAAGAAGUGGCGACAGAAGGAGCAGGAGAAGGAGAAAGGCGACAGCGAGAAGUUUGUCAAGUCAGAGUCAGAUGACGGCAGCAAACGGAGCCGCUUCCGUUUCCCUGAUAACCGCCUGGGUCGAAAGUCUUCUAUUAUGAACCAGUCUCUCCUGAGCAUACCCGGCUCGCCCUUCCUCUCCCGUCACAACAGCAAGAGCAGCAUCUUCAGUUUUAAGGGCCGAGGUAAGGACAUGGGCUCGGAGACCGAGUUCGCGGACGACGAGCACAGCACGGUGGAGGAGUGCGAGGAGCGCCGCGGCUCCCUCUUCAGCCCCUACCGGCGGAACAGCUACACGGGCUUCCACGGGAAGAGGAACAGCACGGUGGAUUGCAAUGGAGUGGUGUCACUCAUUGGCCCCGGGCCUGGCGGACGCCUUCUGCCAGAGGUGAAAAUAGAUAAGGCAGCUUCUGACGACAGUCCCACUACUGAGGUUGAGGUGAAGAAGAAGCUGUCGGGCUCCCUGAUGGUGUCUGUGGACCAGCUCAAUACCUCCUUUGGGCGGAAAGAGCGGGCCAACAGUGUCAUGAGCGCCAUUACCAACACACUAGCGGAGGAACUGGAGGAGUCUCAGCGCAAGUGUCCGCCAUGCUGGUAUAAGUUUUCUAACACAUUCCUGAUCUGGGAAUGCUGCCCCUUAUGGAUUAAGAUCAAGGAGAUUGUAAACCUGAUAGUCAUGGAUCCCUUUGUGGACUUGGCCAUUACUAUCUGUAUUGUUCUCAACACCCUCUUCAUGGCCAUGGAGCACUACCCCAUGACGCCCGACUUUGAGGACAUGCUGUCUGUAGGCAAUCUGGUAUUCACAGGGAUCUUUGCAGGAGAGAUGCUUUUAAAGCUUGUGGCCAUGGAUCCAUACUACUACUUCCAGGAGGCCUGGAACUGCUUCGAUGGAUUUAUUGUCACGCUGAGUUUAGUGGAGCUGGCUCUGGCUGAUGUUGAGGGUCUCUCUGUGCUGCGGUCAUUCAGAUUGCUGAGAGUGUUUAAACUGGCCAAGUCGUGGCCCACCCUCAACAUGCUGAUUAAGAUCAUUGGCAACUCAGUGGGAGCGUUGGGAAACCUGACUCUGGUGCUGGCCAUCAUCGUCUUCAUCUUUGCUGUUGUGGGCAUGCAGCUGUUCGGAAAGAGCUACAAAGACUGCGUGUGCAAGAUCUCUGAGAGCUGCGAGCUGCCCCGCUGGCACAUGAACGACUUCUUCCACUCUUUUCUGAUCGUCUUUCGGGUUCUGUGUGGGGAGUGGAUCGAGACCAUGUGGGACUGCAUGGAGGUGGCGGGCCAGGCGAUGUGCCUCAUCGUCUUCAUGAUGGUCAUGGUCAUCGGUAACCUUGUGGUGUUGAACUUGUUCCUUGCCCUGCUGCUGAGCUCGUUCAGCGCCGACAACUUGGCUGCGACGGACGACGACGGCGAGCCCAACAAUCUGCAGAUUUCCGUCAUGCGCAUCAAGAAAGGCAUUGCGUGGAUAAAGGCGAAGAUGCGGCUGCUGGUGGCGAGCCUGCUCAGGAAGCCGCCGAUGGAGGAUGAGCAGAAGCCUCUAGAUGACAUGUAUGACAAGAAGGUGAACUACAUUGGCAAUCACACGGGCGUGGACAUUAACCGUGACCUGGACUAUGCCAAGAAUGGCAACGGCACCACCAGCGGUAUUGGCAGCAGCGUGGGGAAGUAUAUGAUCGACGAGGACCACAUGUCGUUCAUCCACAACCCGAAUCUGACGGUUUGUGUGCCCAUCGCUGUGGGAGAGUCCGACUUUGAGAACCUCAACACAGAGGACUUCAGCAGUGAGUCCGACAUCGAGAACAGCAAAGAGCUGGACGACACCAGUUCCUCAGAAGGCAGCACCAUCGACAUCAAGCCAGACGUAGAGGAGGUGGUGGUGGUGGAGACGGUGGAGGAAUACAUGGAACCAGAAGCAUGUUGGACAGAUGCCUGUGUGGCCAAGUAUAAAUGCUGUUACCUUGACAUCACCGUGGGCUGGGGGAAAAGCUGGUGGUACCUGAGGAAAACCUGCUACCUGAUCGUGGAACACAACUGGUUUGAGACCCUCAUCAUCUUCAUGAUCCUCCUCAGUAGUGGAGCUCUGGCCUUUGAGGAUGUGUACAUUGAGCAGAGGAAGACCGUUCGGAUCAUUCUGGAGUACGCCGACAGGGUUUUCACUUACAUCUUCAUCCUGGAGAUGUUGCUGAAGUGGGUUGCUUAUGGUUUCGUCAAGUAUUUCACCAACGCCUGGUGCUGGCUGGACUUCUUCAUUGUGGAUGUGGUAGUCAACGCCUUGGUGGGUGCCAUCCCUUCCAUUAUGAAUGUGUUGCUGGUUUGCCUCAUCUUUUGGCUGAUUUUCAGUAUCAUGGGGGUCAACAUGUUUGCGGGCAAGUACUACUACUGUUUCAAUGAGACGUCAGAGGAAUACUUUUCCGUUAACGUGGUCAACAACAAGACCCAGUGUGAGGCACUUAUUAGCGAGAACCACACUGAAGUCAGGUGGAAGAACGUCAAGAUCAACUUUGACAACGUGGGCGCCGGCUACCUCGCCUUGUUGCAAGUGGCCACAUUCAAAGGCUGGAUGGACAUUAUGUACGCUGCUGUGGAUUCCAGAGCGGUGGAAGACCAGCCCGACUAUGAAGUCAACAUCUACAUGUACAUCUACUUUGUUGUCUUCAUCAUAUUUGGGUCCUUCUUCACUCUCAACCUCUUCAUUGGUGUGAUCAUUGACAACUUCAACCAGCAGAAGAAAAAGUUUGGAGGUCAGGAUAUCUUCAUGACAGAGGAACAAAAGAAGUACUACAACGCAAUGAAAAAGUUAGGGUCCAAAAAACCUCAAAAACCUAUCCCUCGACCGCAGAACAAGGUCCAGGGACUGGUGUUUGACUUUGUGACACAGCAAGUCUUUGACAUCUCCAUUAUGAUCCUAAUCUGCCUGAACAUGGUCACCAUGAUGGUGGAGACAGAUGAUCAGUCAGAACAAACAGAAACAGUCCUCUACUGGGUCAACUUCAUCUUUAUUGUAGUUUUCACUACGGAGUUCCUGCUGAAGCUAUUCGCCCUGCGGCAUUAUUACUUCACCAAUGGAUGGAAUAUCUUUGAUGUGGUGGUGGUCAUUCUGUCCAUUGUGGGUAUGUUCCUGGCUGACAUCAUUGAGAAGUACUUUGUGUCACCGACCUUGUUCAGGGUGAUCAGAUUGGCUCGAAUCGGCCGUAUUCUUCGGCUCAUCAAAGGAGCCAAGGGCAUCCGGACUCUACUCUUUGCCCUGAUGAUGUCCUUGCCAGCUCUGUUCAAUAUCGGCCUGCUGCUCUUCCUGGUCAUGUUUAUCUUCUCCAUUUUCGGCAUGUCCAACUUUGGCUAUGUGAAACAUGGAGCCGGCAUUGAUGACUUGUACAACUUUGAAACCUUUGGCAACAGCAUGAUCAUCUUGUUUAUGAUCACCACAUCUGCUGGCUGGGACGGCCUGUUGCUGCCAAUCCUCAACUACCCACCGGACUGCGACCUCAACUUGGAGAACCCUGGUACUUCAGUGAAGGGUGACUGUGGUAACCCCUCUGUAGGGAUCUUCUUUUUUGUCAUGUACAUAAUMAUUUCUUUCCUGAUUGUGGUUAAUAUGUACAUCGCCAUCAUCCUGGAGAACUUCAGCGUGGCCACAGAGGAAAGUGCUGAUCCACUCAGCGAGGAUGACUUUGAAACCUUCUAUGAGAUCUGGGAGAAGUUUGAUCCCACUGCCUCUCAGUUUAUCAGUUUUGCCAAGCUGCCUGACUUUGCUGACGCUUUGGAGCACCCGCUUCGGGUGCCAAAGCCCAACACCAUAGAACUAAUAGCCAUGGACAUGCCCAUGGUGAGUGGUGAUCGCAUUCACUGCCUGGACAUCCUGUUUGCCUUCACAAAGCGUGUGCUGGGUGACAGUGGUGAGCUGGACAUGCUGAGGACACAGAUGGAGGAGCGUUUUGUGGCGGCCAACCCCUCCAAGGUGUCAUACGAACCCAUCACCACCACCCUCCGCCGCAAACAGGAGGACGUUUCUGCCAGAACCAUCCAGAACGCCUAUCGUGCUCACCUGAUCAGGCGCGGCAUCAUCUUCAAGCGCAUUCUGUCCAGUAACAGGCUGGAGAAUGGAGGGGCCAACCAAGAGAAGAAGGAGAGCACACCGUCCACUGCCUCGCUGCCGUCGUACGACAGCGUGACCAAACCUGACAAAGAGAAGCAGGACAAAAGCAAAGAAGACUGGGCCAAAAAAGAGAAAGACAAAAAUCAAAAAGAGGAGUGGGAAUCCAAGUGUUAGGACCCAGUGAAACACAACGAGAUGAGACUCUGAGCCCAGACACCCAACAAAUGUAGAAAAAAAUCAUUAAGAGAAAACAAACAAACAAAAACACACAAAAAAUGUUUACAUACUCUACCACUACUGAGGCAAUGAGGUUUCCUAUGUUGUCACUGACAGCUGAACCAAACACAAUCAGUUUACUGUGGAGCUCUUGCUGCAUAGUGACCAAGUUCAUAGAAAUGGGAAGUAAAUACAAAUAAAUAAAAAAACAGACUCAAUGUGCUGGCCAAUGGCACACCUUUUCCUUGGGGACCAACUGCCACAGUUAUCACUGCUAAAAUAUUGUGAAAUACCUGCCACCACCCAGUGUGGAAUCCCGCUGCCAAGCUCCACUGCUAUGGGACUGGAUCACACAGAUCCCCAAAGAACUGUACUGCAGUCUAAGUGUGGGUCUGCAACACUGAGUUUACCAAUCUUUAUCAAGAAGAAAACAAAAAUCAGCUGAAAAAAAACUUUAGCUUUGAGGGAUGCUAUAGGGAGGGGAGGAGUACGAACCAGUACAGUAGAUGAAAAUUUUUUAUUUUUUUGUUCRUGCAGAGUAAACUGGCAUCUUCACAUUAUUWGAGCAGMAAAAAACWAAACAAAACAAAAAACAUUUAGCCCACAUCACUGGUCUUUUCAUCCUCUUUUUUUGUAUUGCUGACGUUCAAAAURACAUUUUCUACAUGGGCUGUCACGCUGAGCAGGUGCGGGUCAUUAGUCAGUGUUUUGACUUGGGUUGAAGGAAGACUCGCUCAGUYGGAGUUCCAGAAAAAUAUUAAUUUUUGUGCUUGUUAAAUGCAUAGAAAUGACUUGCAUGAAGGCAUGUUUUGAUCAGGAAUCAUGCAUGAGUAAUCAUAGUCCACAAGACGAAUUCUCAGACCACUGCAGUGACUUGACUACAGGUUUGAGGCUGUCCGCUGAGAAUGUUAUGCAAAUGGAAAGUGAAGCUUUUGGAUUAUGAUAUAAGGGAAUAUUUUAGGAACUGUAUCUGUAAGGUCCUACAUUUCACUGCCUUUGUUUCUGAACAGAUGAGGAUUUUAUUCAGCUCCUAAUGGAAAAUAUAAGCACUCAUUCUCAGUCGGAUCAGCCAACAGUGCAAUAGAAAAGUGUGUGCUUUUUUUUUUUUUGCUGCUCUGAAUGUCGUUAGUGUAGAAAGAAACGUGGAGUGUGUGAGUGUUAGACAUUAGAAUAUCCUCAUGUUGAGGCUGCACUGAUUUGGAAGCAGAUCUUAGGUUUAGGUMUUUUGUUUACUUACAGCCAUCUUAAAGGUUACCUUUUUAAUUUGCUUCUGUUAGAGUAGUGAGAGCAGGAGAUGUUUCAYGCCAAGGAAUCCGUAUCCGGAGCCAGUAAGAGUCCAAUGCGCCACUCCUGCAGUUCCUGCAGAGGGAACAGAAAUAUUCAUUCAUUUUAUUUUUCUAUGGGUGUUUUGGAGCAAGUAGAACUGAAAACUAUGCGAAGGCAAAGACAUUGCUGAGUACUUUCCUUAAAGGGAAUUGCUUUGUGCUGAAUCAAAUCGGCAUAAAAAUUUCUCUCGUGAAGGAGGCUUUAGGCUGGGCUUUUAUGACAAUUUGAGUUUUUCAGCUUUAGAGAAAAGAGAAGCCUUGAAGACUUUUACUGAUGUCCAAGUGAUGCAAUCAUUUCAGGAAAGGCUUUCGAUCAGUUGAAGUGACACUGACCAUCUGAUUCAGCUGAGGUAGCAGAAAAUGAUGACAAGGAUGCGUCUUGUGUGUAGCGUGUAUAGGAAGCAUAUCGCUGUGCCGGACCUGUGGUUUGGGCUGUCGAAUUGAAUGAAUUGGCUCUUUCAGGGAGGCGAACGCUUCAAUAACUAUUCAAAUGUGGACCAAUACAUAGAUAGAGACCCUCCCUUCGGUGUUCUUGACUGACUGCCAUGAUAAUGAGAGAGAAGGGCAAAUGAAGAGGACGACGAUGGUGCUUUGGGUCUGAGUCAGAGUGCUGAAAGUCCCAUGUUUGUCAGUGUAUCAUUGUGCUUUUGUGGGACCUCUUAAACACUGUGUGGUCUUGGAGCCAGGCUUGCACCAUCUUUUAAACUCGUUCACCUGCUUAGCUAGAGACRGAGGGUAGAAGAGCUAAGAGUUGCUGAGAAAAAAUAAAAUAAAAUCAUCAACAGACCUCACAUUGAAGCAGCUAUGUUGUAUAAUAAGCUUUGUGGGUGUUUUUACAUAGGGAGACAAAAAAUAAAAUAAUAAAGGUAAAUCUGAGGAGUUGAGUGGUGAUUGAGACACAACUUCCUCUAUAAAUGUUGCAUUUCUUUUCUACACAGGAGCAAUGGUCCUAUUUCUAAAUGGUUGUCCAGACUUAAAUCUGGCAUCCAUCGUCGCACCACUAACUCCGUUUUGGUGUGUUUGAACACUGCCUGUCCCAAACCUCCCCGUCYGCCUACAACAAUAAAUGAGGUCUGUUUACAAUCGGAGGCGGCUGCGCACUGAAACCAAAAACAUUCCCAAAACGAGAACCACAAGAGGAGCGAGCAACGUCAUCCAAUUUACCCGUGUUCAUCUUGGAUGUAUUAUUUUAGAAUUAUACAUUCACAUUUAAAUAAAUAUAAAAAGAUUUUAAAAAAUAAAUAAAUAUAUGUACAGUGCAGGCUAUGUUGUAAAUGGCACAAACGUUGAAAAAGAAUGAACUUUUUGAGAGAAGCUAUAAAUAUUGUAUUAUAUUGUUUUAUUUUAUYGGCAUGCUUUGUGUUUUUUUUGUAAAUACAGAAUUUUAAAAAUGUUACUACUAAUAAUCAAAAAGUGAAUAAUAACAAUAAUAUAGAAUGGCUUCCAGUUAUGCCCUUUGUCACAUUUGUUACUUUUUGGAUCUUUUGAGACACUUUUCACUUUGUUGAUGGAGAUUGAAUGAAAUAUAGAUAUUAUAUAACACAAAAGAUAUAUACAUGUAUACAUAUAUGUCUAUAUGUAUAUACAUAAAGCAGAAGAACACUGUCACAUUUGAUUUUUAUGUGCAACACGUUCUGUGGUUGUCUAAAACUGGUUGUUUCCAGCACUCUUCUAUGUUGGGGAACUAGCUCAAUGUUAMUGGAUGUAGCCUGAUCAUGACAAAAAGGAAAAUGUUACCAGCACAUUUCUCACYUAACUCUUAUAUUUACCAAGACACACCUACAGUCACAAGGAAAGAAAAAAMCCCACCAAGGUGACUCUUCACUGCCCACCAGUUCUACUGAAGGACAACUGGAAACAAACUUUUACCCCAGAAAACACACACAUCAGUGCCAUUACAGCUCAACACACAYGCAGUCAUGUUGUCAUCCUCGCUCUUAUUUUAUCAACUCGUUUGUUUCUAUUCUUCCACUCGAUGGCAUGUGCCUUUUUUCUGCUUUUUCUGCAAAUCUGGAUGUCAAUGCCACACUGAAGAUAAACUACAAGGGAAAAAAAACACGUUUUCAGGGGUUGGGGGGAGGUGGGGGGGUUAGUAUAAGAAUAAUCAGGGGGAGGAUCAUCCAGACACCCUCCACUUCAUUCUUGAUAUCCAACAGUGUGUGAUGUUAACAGAAAACAAAAAACAACAAAAAAACAGCUAGCUCAAAAAUAAAAAAGAAAACGUCCUGUUCUUAGUGCUGURUGUGUGUCACUCACUUGGCUAGUGAAAAAGCAGCUUGCCUUCUAUAGUUUGGUUUGAGUUCAUCUGUAGUUCUGUUUCCAUCUGAAAUUUAUUUUUGUAUCAAUAAGAGUUAUUCUGGUUUUUUUAAGCAUGGUUUGUGUUUUCUUUUCUUUUUUUUUUUUUUGUUGCUGAAAAACAAAAAAACAAAAGUGCUUUUUCAAACUGUUAUCAUUUGACACCGUGACUAAAGAGGAUAUACAGUACAAUAUGAUGGUGUGUUGCACAACCACUUGGACUCUUGGUUUCAAAAUAUACAAAAGAUUGUCUUCAUUUUGAGCACGAACCUUUUUCUUACCAAUAAAGCAGCCUUCCAGUUA